Trichobilharzia szidati is the source of this 8175-nucleotide messenger RNA. The record is from the annotation of a GenBank genome assembly. NCBI's taxonomy places the organism in Eukaryota, Metazoa, Platyhelminthes, Trematoda, Strigeidida, Schistosomatidae.
AUGGAUCUAAACCUUUAUGAAAAGUCGCGUAUUAAAAAUCGUUCACACGAACGUGAUCUCAUACAGAAAAGUCUAUUUACUAAUUGGAUUAAUGCUCAAUUAGAUGGAGUGUAUCCAUCAGAAUUUCUUUCCUAUUUGUCUUAUCCAAAUGAUCCGCAUAACAAUUGGACAUGUUAUAGUGGAUCCGUCAAUACAUCAAUGCCACGUUCUCCAUCACUGCAUACCUGGCAGUCAUCACCGUGCACACAUAGAUCUCAUUCAGCCGGACAUACAUAUCUAGUCAAAGAAUUAUACAAUGAUUUAAGAGAUGGAAGAAUUUUAUUACGUUUACUAGAAUUACUAUCUGGAAGACACUUUGCCAGAACAAAUCAUAGUCAUAUGAGAAUUCAUCAACUUGAAAAUAUUAAUAGGGCAUUGGACUUUCUUUCAGAAGAAGGUGCACAUUUAGAAAAUGUUGGCGCACAAGAUAUUGUCGAUGGUAAUCCAAGACUAACCUUAGGUCUUAUAUGGACAAUUAUACUACACUAUCAGGUUCAAGACAUUAUUGUUAAAGAAUCCGAUGAGACUGGUGAAGUUCGACAUGCAAAGGAUGCUUUACUACUUUGGUGUCAGUUGAAAACUGCUGGAUAUCCUCAGGUUGAAAUCGUUGAUUUCACAAAAAGUUGGCGAGACAGUCUGGCGUUUGCAGCCUUACUGCAUAGACAUUAUCCAAAUCUUAUUGAUUUUGAUGAGAUACGCUGCAUAGAAAAUUCUCAAGUGCGGCUGGAAAUUAUUUUCCAACAGGCUUAUUUACAUUUAGGAAUACCCAUAUUAAUUGAAUCAAAAGAUUUCAUCCAGACAUGCUGGUUAGAAGAACGAUGUGUACUGACACUUGUGGCCACAUGGUAUAGAUGCCUGACAACGUCACACAGCACUCACUUAUCCUGUGAAAGAGUGACCAAAGUUAUACAACAGAGUCUGGCUAUUAGUCGCAGCAUUUUUGAAUAUAUGAAACAGACUAAACGCUGGUUAAAGUGGUGUAGCGUGAACAACAAACUGUUAAAUCAAUUGCUAGUGAAACUGAACGCAACUGAUGCAAUCAGAAAUGAGCUGGAUGUGAAACAAGAAUUACAAAAUUUACUAUCUUGGCGACAAAAAGAAAAAGCGGAGAAAAUGUCUGAUUUAGUCCAACUGGAAACUCUUUUGAGUGAAAUUCACACCAGUCAACUGGCAGCAUCACAUCGAUUAUUUAAACCACCGAAUGGCUUUCAUUUAAACGAUCUGGAAGAGUCGUGGAAAUCUCUGACUCUCGUUGAACAUAACUGUCAUUUGGCUAUUAUUGAUGAACUACUGAGAAGAGAAAAUUUGGAGAUUUUAGGUCAGAAAUAUGAGCGUAAAACAGAAUUAUGCCUCAACUGGUUACACGAGAAUAUUCAAAUUAUCAAGAUAGCAUCAAGUACAGAGGACAUGAAAUUUUUAGAACACAUGAAUUCCCUGGAAAACUACUUUAUUAAUAUAUGCAGCAAACAGUUUGAUGCAGUACAUCAAUUCCCACAGAAUGAAUUAAUCACUUAUCGACAUCAGAUCACAGCAUCACGACAUAAACACGCCGCUUUAAUCACUGACACUGAGACAUACGUGAAUUUAAAAUUACAAAGAUUAUGCGAGCUUUCUUCAAUACUGACUUCCUCGAUAAAUUAUAGUCUGCGUGAUAAAUAUAAGAAACAAUGGAAUAUGAUCUUAGAAGGAAAUAAAAAACUGCAAGAUAAACUAAAUAGUCGUGAAAAUUAUUUAAAACUAUGUCAAGAAUGGUUGGAUCUCUUACUUCAACUGAAUGAUCAACUACAAAAAUUCGGUACUAAAAUGCUACAGCUGAAACACUUAACGGAGGUUAAUAGAACCAAUUCAGUAGACACAUGCUUAGAUCAAAUUCAAAUGGAUAUGAAUCAGUUAGUUAUAUGGAUAGAAUCUGUUAAAGAUUUAUUGAAUAAUAUCACUAGUUCAGAGAAUAAACACACUGAUGAUAGUGAAAGUGACGCUACUCCAAGAACACAUUUACAAAUGAAUGUGCUGAACAGUUUAAAUUACAUUCAAAUGUAUCGUUCAAACUUGGAAAAGAAUUUGUGGGAGACAAGUCAGUGGAAUGUGGCAGUGAAAAAUGUCUACCGUUUAUUGAAUGAGAUAAAUGAAGAACUUUUGUGGAUUAAGGAUCAAGAAAAUUCAAUUGAACCACCGAAUUUUAAUAAGAAUGAGUUAGCUGAGCAUUUUGCAUGUGUUAGCAUAACAACACAUCAGUUGCAAAGCAAAUCACGUCUACUUGACGCUGAACUUCAAUCACGAUAUAGAGUUAAUUAUUUUCACCACUCAUUUUUAGUACCAGAUCAAAGUUUAUGCGAACGUUUACAACAGGUUAUUAGUCAAAUAAACCCUGCAGACUUUUAUCAAUUAAGCAUAGACGAUAUUAAUUCUCUGAGUAUUACACGCAGUACACAACUAUUGGACGAAAGUCAUGAAUAUCCUGAAAAAAUGAUCAAUGAGUUAGAUAAAUGUGUUUUGAUAAAAAUUUAUGAAGACAUUUUGAAGUGUAUGCAAGAAUUGUAUACACAAAGUGACAAUAGCAGCAACAGUAAUGACCAGAAUAGUUCACCGAAUACAUCAGACACUUGUGAAGAGAUUCGAUGUAAAGAACGCCAAACAAAAACUAUAGAGUUUGUCGGCCUACUGCAAAGAUAUUGGAGCAAAUUAUUAGAAUCAAUUAAAGUUAUACAGAACAAGCUAUUACAGCAUAACCAUUAUUUAAAUGUAUUACAUAGUUUAGUGCUAACAAACAUGAAAAUUGAAGAAACCAGUCUAAGAAUAUGUGAAACAUAUAACAGUGUAAAUAUCACACUGAUGCUUGUCACCAAUACGGGAAAUGUUGAAGAAUUUGAAGAGGAUGAACAGUCACAGAAGGAAAGCCAAAUGGGAACGUUGUUGAAGGAACCUUUUGAUGUAUUGAAUGCACAUACUGCUCUUACUGUUGACAAAGAAGUUGUAAUUAAUUCAACAUUAAGGCAGAUGGAUCAUAUAAUUGAACAACUGAAAUUAUUCCCUAAACACUUGAUACGUUUAAGAAAAGAAGUGUCCAUUUUUCUGGUAUCAAAAUCAGUGUUAAAUGAAAAUGAUCAUGCGGAAUAUUUACGAUUGAAAACAAAAUUGAACAAUCUCAGUACUCAUAGACAACAGCGUAAAGAGAUUCGAUUUCAGUCUGCACAUAAAGUAGACGAUGAUCAAGGAGAAGAUAAAAGUACAAGUUAUAGUGAUAAUGUUUCAUUAACUGGUGCACAAACUAUCAGUUCGUCAUUUGAAGAUGAAGUUGUCCCAGUAAUACACAAAUCGAGUAUUGAAGAGGAGGAAGAAGUUAAAGACGAAAGACAAGAAGGCAAAGAUGACACACAAACUGAAAAACCCACUGAACAAGGCGAAACCAUCAAUAUAAAGGAAGACGAUGGCCAAGAUGUGUCGUUUACAAAUGAAUCCGUCGAAAAUAUAGAAGUAUUCACUUCAGCCUUAUCGAAAUCCUCAUGUGAAGAACUUAGAGAAGAUAAUGAUAGUGAUGAAUACUUUGAAAAUGAUUUUAAAACACCAUUGAAUUCACCAGAAGCCCAUGAACUGAGCAUUUUACUAUUACCACAUAUCUCGACAAUUGCUUAUUAUUUGCUGAAUCGCUUAGAUUUCAUUCAUAUGAAUUUAAAAGAUUAUGUGGAGGACUGCUUAAGACAAAGGGAUAUUUUAGAAAUUCAACGGAAUGUUUUACGCCUUGUUGAUAACGUUACAUCAUUAGAAAGUUGGAUUGAAGAAAAAGAGAAGAUUUUACUGACCUUCAAUCCUAUAAUAUAUCCUUCAGUGAAAUUUAUACAAUCCUUACCGAAACCAUGCCCAAUUGUCAUUACCAAAGAAAUUAUUCAGUCAAUAUCUCAAUUGUCUGUGCAGGCCUAUCGAUUUAAGACAUUUGAGAAUGAGCUGACAAGUCAUGCUAAUCUAAGGCUUAGUGAAAUCGGAAUGCUUGAUCAAGGCCUAUGUGACACUUUUAGUAAACUCGAUAAGGAAAAGGAUAUGGACAUUUUGCAUUUCAUUAAAGCAACUAUUAAAAUUAAUUCCCCAGGCGACGAAUAUGAUGUAGAUGAGGACAAUGAAGACGAAGACGAAGAAGAAGAAGGCAGUGAAAGCAGAGAUGAAUUCAGCGAGGAAACUCAUGAAGAAAUCCAAUUUGAAGACAGUAAAAAACAAGAGGAGGAAGAAAGUCCACAUGAAAAGAAGACAUCUCCUUACGAUGCAUAUGAAGAUGAAGAAGCCGAUGACGAAGGAGGAGAGGAAGAAGAAGAAGAACAGAGACAGCGACAGCGCCAUCGAAGAAAUAAAAUCAACAUCUUCAGAUCUAAGUAUUCAAAAUUAUUAAAUCAUGUAACUAAGAGGUGGCAAAGACUGAAGAUCCUGAUUGAGGCACGUCAUGAAAGAUUUGAAUUGGCUGCAACCUUAUCGAAAUUUCAUACUCUCUUUCAAAGCACUAAAGAAUGGAUUAUUCGCAAGAGAGAAUUGCUUAUUUCAACAGAUGAUUUAGGCACAGACUUAAACAGUGUUAUGCAAUUGCAAAGAAGACUAAUGGGAUGGGAGAGAGAUUUUAUCGCAUUACAAGGUGAAAUUGAACAUUUAAACGUUGAAGGUGAAAAGCUGGCUAAAGAACUUAUUGACGAAGCACCGCAAAGAAGGGAUUUAUAUUUGAUUUCUGGUGAGCUGUAUGCAUCAAAAGAAGUAGGGGAGUUAAGAAAAGAAUUAAAUAAAGAGUGGGAAUCAUUGCAGUUGGAGUUAAGAAAUCGUCAAGAUAAACUGCUUGCUUCAGCUGAAUUACAACAAUUCUUCCAGGGUUUAGAUGAUAAUCAACUGUGGUUGCGUAACAUUGAAAUAAGUGUAGCAACCCAUCAGUUGCCCCAGUCUGUUGAAGAAGCGAAAAUUGAACUAGAUUUACAUAAAGAACUCGGUGAACAGAUUUUAGCACGUAAAGAAGAAUUUGCUGACUUAAUCAGUUAUGGACGAUGCAUUACAGCCGGUGAAACUGAUAUCCAUUAUGUACAGCUGGAUCAACGAUUAGAUAGAUUAGAAAAUGGCUGGUCUGAAUUAAUGCAAAUGUGGACAUAUCAACAAAAAUUAUUACAGCAAGACGUCAAAAUUCAAACUUUCUUUCGUGAUGCGCAUUCAUUUGAGACGUUGUUAUCAACACAGGAAAAUAAGCUAAUGAGCUAUCAGCUGAUAAAACAAAAGGAUACAACAACAAUACUUUCAUCUUUGGAACCACAAAAUGAAAUUGUUCAGUGUUUAAUUAAAGCUGAAGAGACAUUGAAUUAUUUAUGCGACACAGGGAAUCAAUUAGUCUUUGAACGAGUAUAUUCAAUGGAUAAGAUACAAAAUAAAAUCUUUUUCAUGAAAAAUAGGUAUACCAAACUGCUCAGUGAGGCUCGUGAACAAGUGGAUUCAACUAAGGACAUGAUAGCUCUUCGUGAAGAACUUCAACAAAUUCAAAUUCUACAAGAAUGGCUAACUGAAAAGAAAGAAAUCACUGAAGAGUGGGAUGAAACUGGUGUUUUAUCGAAAAAAGACUCUUUAAUCCCAUACAGAGUAUUUGUAAGCAGACAGUAUGCUCAGCAUCGCCAACUGGAAAGUGAACUUGAAUUCAACAAUGAGCGUGUUAAACAAGUUUUCCAGGCUGUGGUCAACACUAUUGUUCAGUACCCGCGAAUUGCAGAUCAGCUCAGUGAAGCUCUGGGCAAUUUAAUGGCAUUAUGGGAGAAUUUACGUAAAUCUAUGCGGGAAAGGGGAGCUUAUAUGGUUCAGUUACAUAGAGGAAUUAUAUUUGAAGAUGGAUGCAACGAGUUAAAUCGCUGGUUAGAUAAAUUCUUUUUGAAGAUUCUCACACGUAGACCACCUGAUAGUUUUAUAAAGUUUCAAGAGGAACACACUGAACAAGAUCCUUUAGUAUUGAUUGAAAAUCUGUUGGAGUAUUUAACAGAUGAAUGUGGUUUAAAUUUAAUUGAUGAAACAGAAUCUGUUGGUAAAAUACUGGAGGAUCUUUUACAAAAUAGAUAUAUGCAGCAUAGCUGGACGAAAAAAGCCAAUGAACCUGUUUGUAUCAGUAUGAAUGAAGCGAAUUUACAUUUAAACAAAAUUACUGAACAUUUAAAUGAGUUGGAUUUAAAAAAGAAACUGUUAGCUGAACUCUAUGAACAUUCAAAAGUUUUGUCAACUCUCGAUAGUCAAAUGAAAAAAUCUGAAAUAGAUCUAAAAAUUCAGCGAUUAAUCAGAAAAUUCUGGAAAAUUCAAAUAUUUAUUCAUCAACACGCUGAAGAAUUGAAAGCACAAAAGCACAUUUACCAACUUUAUAGAGAUCUAGAAGAUGAAAGAAUUUGGACACAUGAAAAACUUCUACUUGCUAAUGAUACCUACAUAGGCCGUUCUCUGUUUGCCGUAAAUCAACUGAUUAGACAACAUCGACUUCUAGUGAAUGAAGUCGCCAACAGAACAAAGAGAACAGAGAUUACACUUCAGGAGUCGGAUAAAAUAAUUACACGGUUUCAAUCUGUAUUUCAAGAAAUCUCGAACAAUUCCUUUACAAGUGGUCAACAUUCUACUCGGAAAACGAUAUCAGAAAAGCGAACUGGGGAAGAAACUAAUGAAUGCGCUGAAAUUGAAUUAUUGACGGACACUGGCAUUCAUUAUCGAAUCCCUAGAAAAAUUCUUAAUGAUCUAUAUACAACAGCUAAUGAAUUUCGUCAUGAUUUGAAAAAUUUAGACAACCGACUGACAAAGCGUACAGAUCGUUUAAACAUAGGCUAUCAGUGUUUUAUGCAUCUCACUGAGUUCGCUGAAUUACGCGGUUGGUUGCAAGAGUGUGAAGAUCUGUUGCUGUUGGAAUCCAGAGCUAGUCGGGAUACAAUUACGGCUAAAACUGAACUAAGAAAACACGCUAAUAUAGAAUUUCGUGUAAAUAAUUUACUGGCGAAUUGUGUUCGAGAGUUUAAUGAAAAGUCAUUGAAACUACUGAACGAAUUCACAGAGAGAAAAGAAAAGCUGAAGAAUCAACUGGAAUUAGUAAAAACAAAUGAGAGUUUAGAACAAGGCGUUAAACACUAUUCUCAGUCUACAAUUUCUCAUACAGCUACAGGCGAGCUAAAAGGUAGUUCAACCGAAAAUUUAGUUAGUCGACGUAAACUUCGUGGUCAAAUUAAACAAAUACGAAAACGUGUUCAAGUGAUACAGUCGAUUCAACAAAUUAUGGAUCGUCAAUAUGCCAGUCUGAUAGAUGUAUGCGUACAGAAACGGCAAAGACUGGAAGAAAUUUUAGCACUGAACAUUGUUUAUGAAGAAGUUUCUGACUUAAAGAAUUGGCUUAAUCAACAAAUUCUCAUGGCUUCAUCAACGUACACUGGCCGUAACUUAAACGAAUGCGUACGAAUCAUUAAUCAAUUUGUGAAUUUUGGUGGAAAUCUUUUAGGCGAAUCAUUUGCAAGGUUUGUAGAAGCUGAACUGCGUUCACUUGAUCCUAUUGCAUCGUCAGAAUAUACGAUGAAUAUAAGUGAUCAGUUUGUACAGUCGCCUGGUUUGGCUGCUGAGCGUAUUGAACGAGUAAUGAAUAUGUGUCGGUGUUUAAUAUGCACAAAACAUUCAGAUUCACCACGUAUUGCAUUUUGGCAAGAUAUCCUGUCAGAAACAUGGGCUGAUCUACGUGAAUUAAUCAAUUCAAGAGUCAAGUUAUUGGUUACAGCUGCACAUCGAUUUGUUUUUGUAACUCGAUGUUCAGAAACCCUCAAACUUGUUCAGGAAAAAUCAGACCAGUUGAGUCAGUCUAUAGGCAAGGACGUUCAGGUUAUUUGUAAACAGCUAUCUCUUUUGUCCGCAUUUGAACAGGAUGUACAGGCUCUGGAACCAUUGGUUAAAUGGGUGGAAAAUGCAGCUGAUUGUCUUCUCCCGUUGUAUUCUGGACAAUGGGUUAAACGAUUACGCCAACCAAGAGAUAAUCUUCUUUCUGUUUGGCAUCAACUAAAAGAAAGAACAAAACUACGUCGGAUACGAUUAAAACGUGCUUUAGCUUUAUAUCGUUGGAUAUCAAAUUUGGAUGUAUUAUUCAACUGGAUCAAAAGCGUAUCUGAGUGCUGUAUUUAUUAA